Molecule: messenger RNA, 240 nt
Organism: Colletotrichum higginsianum IMI 349063
Lineage: Eukaryota; Fungi; Ascomycota; Sordariomycetes; Glomerellales; Glomerellaceae
Exons: 1
Coding region: 1-240 (79 amino acids)
Source: RefSeq, a predicted model, not a curated record
AUGGGCGACGUCCUGCGGCACAGCAGAGACAUCGCAUCGCAGAACGCCGCGGCAUCACACGACGAGACCGAGGAGGAGCUCAAGAGGCAGGCAUGUGGCCACCGGUAUCCGUACCGCAACUUGAAAGCAAGCAUCGCAGCAGCCGUAUCUGGUGUGGCGCCAAGACCAGGUCUACUCGUCCAACCUGUAAGAGCGCGUGUAUGGCUAGACGGCGUCGGCUCGGGGCCCUGGUUGCGGUAA